GACAGGCGCGAUGACAUUCCAGGCGAGGGACCUGGAGAGUGGCCGAGGAUGUCCUUUUGAAACCACCGAAGUCCAUCGAGGAACUGGCAGAGGCAAACGAUUCUCAACACCACGAAGCAGAUCAUGACAUCAAACAACCACGUCGGCAAUUGGCCAAACGCAGCCGGGUUCCAAGUAGACGCCGAACAACGCUCUGCAAUCGAGCUACCCGUCAAAGGAACCUUCCCCCGAGCCCUCGCCGGCACACUCUACCGCACCGGACCAGCCUACGCACAAGUCGGUGACUUCAAACUGAGCCACUGGUUCGAUGGCUUCACCCAACUCUACCGCUUUCAGAUCAUCCCAGACGACGACCAAGACGGCGCAACAUGCAAGAUCCUAUUCAAUUCCCGCCGUCAAGUCGACGGUCUGAUGGAGAAAGCGAGGAAGAGCAAGCGACUAGACGGCAUCACAUUCGCGCAAAAGCGAGAUCCAUGCGAGGGAUUCUUUGGGAAGGUCAUGACGCUGUUUACUUCGGCGUUUGCGAAACGGGAGGGACCAGAGGACUUGAUGUCUGGCGUCACGGUUCAUCGUGCCGUGCAUGGUGGAGGUGGAGGCAACAACUUGCUUGAGACUCGAACGGAUCAGGGUGCUUUCAAGACCGUUGAUGCGACGACCUUGGAGCCUAAAGAAGUCAUCACGCAGACGAAGCUGCAUCCAGAUCUCACGGGUCCCAUGUCCUGCGCCCAUGCACAAUUCGAUCCGGUGACUGGAGACGCUUUCAACUUCAAUCUGGCGUUCGGACGACAUGCUACUUACAAAAUGUACUGCACGUCCGCCGCGACUGGCAAAACGGAGAUUCUGGCAACCAUCACCGAGCCGGAUAUUCCUGCAGCAUACUUGCACGCCUUCUUUCUGACUGAGAACUAUGUGAUACUCUGUGUCUGGAGCUCCCAUUACGCAGCUGGAGGGCUCAAGACACUAUGGGAACGCAACGUUCUCGAUGCUUUGACGCCCUUCGACGACGCAAAACCAGUACAUUGGCUCGUCGUCGAUCGGAAGAACGGUAACGCCAGCAAUGGUGCCGUGAAGCGGUUCACCUCAAAAGCCAUGUUCGCUUUCCACACGGUCAACGCGUUCGAAGUCAAGAACGAAAAUGGCACGACGGACUUGCUGUGCGACAUUGUCGAGUAUCCAACCAUGGAAGUGCUGCAAGGACUGUACUACGAGAACCUUGUAUCUGACGGAGCUGGAGCCCGAGAUCGAGGUAUUAAAAAGUCAACACUCGCUCGAUACCGUUUGAAAAACGUCACCAGCCCUUCGAAAGCACCAGAGCCAGCGGAGUCCGACUUCCGUAUCGCCUUCAACGGCGACCUCCCAACCAUCAAUCCAACACUGCACACCAAACCCUACCAAUACGUCUAUGGUAUCGGCGACCACGGACUCUCGAGUUUCUACGACAGCAUAGUCAAAGUGGACUUGAAAACACAAGUGAUGAAGCGCUGGUCUGUGGCGAAACAUACUCCCGGCGAGCCGAUUUUUGUCGUGGACGAGGCGAGGAAGGAUAAAGAGGACGGUGGCUGGCUGUUGAGUUGUGUUCUGGAUGGGGAGAAGAGUACCAGCUACUUGCUGUGUCUGGACGCUGAGACGUUGCAGGAAGUUGGGAAGGCUGAGGGCGAUGUGCCUUGGGGGAUUGGAUUUCAUGGGGAUUAUCAUAAGUGA
Zymoseptoria tritici IPO323 is the source of this 1701-nucleotide messenger RNA. RefSeq lists its product as uncharacterized. Gene Ontology annotation, molecular function: carotenoid dioxygenase activity. The coding region runs from base 124 to 1701 and encodes 525 amino acids. Gene Ontology annotation, biological process: carotene catabolic process. Lineage: Eukaryota; Fungi; Ascomycota; Dothideomycetes; Mycosphaerellales; Mycosphaerellaceae. The record is from RefSeq and is a predicted model, not a curated record. The transcript has 2 exons.